Triticum dicoccoides is the source of this 1740-nucleotide messenger RNA. Its product is annotated as ATP phosphoribosyltransferase, chloroplastic-like. The record is from RefSeq and is a predicted model, not a curated record. Gene Ontology annotation, cellular component: cytoplasm. Gene Ontology annotation, biological process: L-histidine biosynthetic process. The coding region runs from base 135 to 1355 and encodes 406 amino acids. NCBI's taxonomy places the organism in Eukaryota, Viridiplantae, Streptophyta, Magnoliopsida, Poales, Poaceae. The transcript has 10 exons. Gene Ontology annotation, molecular function: magnesium ion binding; ATP phosphoribosyltransferase activity.
CCCCGCCUACCUACCCACUCCCUUCCCUCUCGCCGCCGCAGCCGCAGCCCGACGCUUCGCCGCAGCCAGGAGGCCAUUCUCCGUCCCCCACUCCGCCCCAGAGAGCAGGCCUAGACCCCGAGAGCGACACCGGAAUGUCGGCGAUGAUGGGGGCGCGGCUGGACCUGGCGCCCUUCCUCCUCUCCCCGUCGCCCUCGCCCUCGCGGCCGUCCCCCGCCCUCCGCCUCCGGACCUCGUCGCCGGCCGCGGCGGCGGCGAGGACCCGCUUGCUCGCCCCGCGGGCGGCGGCGGCAGCGGCGACCGCCGUCUCCGCCAAGCCGGCGGCGGCCGGGCCCCUGUCCGCCGACCGCUCCGUCGUCCGCCUCGGGCUCCCCAGCAAGGGCCGCAUGGCCGAGCUAACCCUAAGCCUCCUCAAGAGUUGCCAGUUGUCGGUGAGGCAGCUCAACCCGCGGCAGUACACCGCCGACAUCCCGCAGGUUCCAAAUUUGGAGGUUUGGUUUCAGAGGCCCACGGAUAUUGUUCGUAAACUAUGUUCAGGGGAUCUUGAUCUUGGUAUUGUGGGUUAUGACAUAAUCAGUGAAUAUGCGCAGGGCAAUGAUGAUCUAGUUAUUAUUCAUGAUGCUCUCGAUUUCGGACAUUGUCGCUUGUCCCUUGCGGUGCCGAAGGAAGGUAUUUUCGAUAGCGUCAAUACUCUAGAGGAUUUGUUAAAUAUGCCUCAAUGGAGUGAAGAAAGACCAAUGCGGGUCGUUACAGGAUUUGGUUAUGUAUGUUCUUGGGACACAAUGUAUCGUCAGUCUAUAAGGGUAAUAUAUGCUAUACUUAUUCAUUUUUUCUGCAUGAAGAUGGGUAUGGCUGACGCUAUUGUGGAUCUUGUGAGUAGUGGAACGACUUUGCGUGAGAAUAAUUUGAAGGAAAUUGAAGGUGGAGUAAUUUUGGAAAGCCAGGCAACGCUUGUAGCAAGUAAGAAAUCUCUGAACAGACGUGAAGGUGUGUUAGAGAUUUCACAUGAGAUGCUUGAAAGAUUAGAGGCUCACCUCACAGCAUCUGGCAAGAUAAUGGUAACGGCAAAUAUGAGGGGCAAUAGUGCAGAAGAAGUGGCAGAGAGAGUUCUCAGCCAAACAUCAUUAUGUGGAUUACAGGGCCCAACUAUAAGUCCAGUGUAUUGCACACAGGAUGGCAAUGUUGCGGUGGACUACUAUGCUAUUAAUGUGGUAGUUCCCCAAAAAUCCCUCUACAAGUCUAUUCAACAGCUGAGAUCUAUUGGUGGCAGCGGAGUCUUGGUGUCGAAACUGACCUACAUAUUUGACGAGGAGACUCCUAGGUGGCGCAAACUUUUGUCAGAGCUGGGAAUGUGAGACUUGCUGCAAGGUCGGCCAUGCUCUCCUCUAGAAUGGACCGUCUCAGUGAGCAUCUGAAUUUAUGCUCACUGCAGUGUGUACAUCAUACACAGAAGCGACCCGAGUUUGAAAAAAAAACCGUAUGCAAAGUGAACUCCCAUGUGGAUUGCCUGAGGAAAUUUCGAUAUCUAGUGCCGGAUAUUGUGCUCAGCUAACGUAUUCCCUGGACAGGCAGUGGUUGGUUUAUCCCUUUUAUGUGCCACCAGUUGAUAGAGUUGGGGGUCCGGGAUGUUGGGUGUAUGUUGUUUGUGUGUGCCGGAUCUUGUACCUUUUGUUGGUGCGGCCCUGAAUAAUUUGGGCUACCUGAUAUGAUAAUAAUGAAUCCCAUUGUGGUUUGGUCUCC